Messenger RNA from Cataglyphis hispanica, 4145 nucleotides. RefSeq names its product DDB1- and CUL4-associated factor 6-like. NCBI's taxonomy places the organism in Eukaryota, Metazoa, Arthropoda, Insecta, Hymenoptera, Formicidae. The transcript is spliced from 16 exons. Bases 275 to 2689 code for a protein of 804 amino acids. The record is from RefSeq and is a predicted model, not a curated record. Gene Ontology annotation, biological process: positive regulation of transcription by RNA polymerase II. Gene Ontology annotation, molecular function: protein binding. Gene Ontology annotation, cellular component: cytoplasm; Cul4-RING E3 ubiquitin ligase complex.
AACAUUAGUGGUCGGAAUGAUAUCGUGUAAAUUUACUAUCGUGUAUUACCAUGUUUAUUUUUAGUAUUGUGUGUGCCAUGUCGCAUCGAGGCGUAACUUUUGCUGCGUAAUUGCUCCGCUAUAAAAUUUCUGAAAAAUUGAGAAUCUCAUAUGAAUUUUGUCAUCUUGACAAUAAUUCUGUUGUGUGAUUUAGCCGUUGAAUAUUGUCUGGUCGAGCCAGAGGAUUUGUAACAUCAUAAGAUUUUUUUCGAAGACAUUCAAUCAGGAUCCAGCUAUGAGCAAGAUGCGCUCCAACAUCUUUCGCGAUAUCUAUUAUCAGCCCUAUGAUGAUUGUACAAGGUUAAAGCUUUAUUCUAGCAGCAAAGCUAGUUUACAGAUGAUACAGCGUAUGUCAUUGCUGAAAAGACUAAAAGUCCACAAUGGUUGUGUAAAUUCUAUUUGCUGGAAUGGUAGUGGAGAAUUGAUACUAUCUGGGAGUGAUGAUCAGCAUCUUGUUUUAACUAAUGCACAUAAAUAUGAGGUAUUAACAGCUUACAAAACCAGUCACAGAGCAAAUAUUUUUAGCGCGAAGUUUUUGCCUAAUAGUGGAGAUCAUUGUAUUGUUUCUUGUAGUGGAGAUGGUAUUAUUUUGUAUACAGAUCUGAUGAGAACAAAAGAAACAUUUCAUAAUCAAUUUACUUGUCAUACUGGUACUACUUAUGAGAUAGCGACAAUACCUGAUGAACCACAUAGUUUUCUAAGCUGUGGAGAGGAUGGGACAGUAAGAUGGUUUGAUCUCAGAGUGAAGGAUAAAUGUAGCACUGUAAGAUGUAGAGAGGAUGUGCUAAUCUCAUGUCAAAGAGCUGUGACUGCUUUGUCUGUGAAUCCUGUAAUGCCUCAUCAUAUAGCGAUUGGUUGUUCUGAUAGUACUGUAAGAAUAUUUGAUAGAAGAACUCUAAGUACAUCAGCUACCGAUUGGAAAGACGCGGAAAAAUUAGUGAGACCGCUUUGCAGCUUUACUGUCCCAGAAUUUGAAGGUAGUUCUUACAGAAUUACGUCGCUCAGUUAUAGCCCGGAUGGACAAGAUGUUCUUGUUAGCUAUAGCAGCGACCAUCUCUACUUAUUCAGUAUCAAAGAUCAAGGCAGCUUGCAAUUGCGAAAAGAUGGGACAAUGGGAAAAGGAAAAGGAAAAAAACAUCCAGUUAGGUCGUCUCAACCAGUUCGUCGCUUAAGACUUCGCGGUGAUUGGUCUGAUACCGGUCCUGAUGCGCGUCCAGAAAGAGAAGGAGGACGUCGCAGUGGUACAGAAAUCGCUCAGGCAAGACCAAUUUUGCAUACAUCUCUGAUGCAAAGAAUGACGGAUGUGCUUAGCAGGAUGUUGAAUGAUCCAGCCACUCGUGCUGCUUUGAGUGGUGGUGGUGAAGACAGUUUAGAAGAUGUUAUUGAACAACAAGAAGGUUUUCGAAAUAUUGAGAAUAAUCCCGAAUUAAAUGCGGAGAGAAGUAAUGAAUCAGUUGAAUCGAAUAUAGAGCAGAGUGAUCAUCUGAGAACAACUGAAAAUACAAGCUUGCACAGUAAUAGAAUCGAAAGUACAAAUACGAACUGCACGACUAAUACUGAGAAACUUCAAGCAAGAGAAAUUGAAGAACCACAAGGAUGUAACCAGUCAGUAUUGCUGAAUACAUCGAAUGUAAACGAUGAUAUUUCUAAAACUGAAUCUAGUCAAAUUAGGCAAUCGCAAAUUGCUUUCACGGAAUCUAAAAGUAGUCAUGACAGAAACGAGCAUAAUAAUGUAUAUGAUCAAAACAGAAAUAAGGAUGAAGGUUCAUGUGCUAAUAUAACUAGCAAACAGGAGAAUAUGAUGGAGAAUCUUCAGGAUAGAUUAACGACAAUGAGAGAUGAUUUUCUUGAAAGACAUGGUAGUGAACCUGCUGUGAGUUUAAUAUAUUCUGAUAAAAGUUCAACCAAUGCCACAAUAUCGCUUGAUGUUGGUGAUGAAAUGACUCGUGACAGUUGUCAUCCAGGACCUUCUGGAAGUAAUAAUGAUGGUACUGUUGAUGCAGGUCCUAGCAAUAAUUGCAACUAUCACUACAACGAUGUUAGAGAAAAAUUUGAAGAAGCUACAUGUAUUGACAGUGAUGAUGAAGAUGUCCAAUCAGAUGAAAGAUUAUUGAAUCCAAUUGAAGCAGAGAUGGAUGAAGCGAUUGCUAAUGUUCGUUCAUCGCAAGAACACGAAGCGUUUGAUGAUGCGUAUUUGACGGAACUUUGUGUGAAACAAAAGUACAUGGGUCAUAGAAACGCAAGGACUAUGAUUAAGGAAGCAAAUUUUUGGGGCGACAAUUUCGUCAUGUCGGGUAGUGACUGCGGUCACGUAUUUGUGUGGGAGAGGGAUACGGCGAGACUCUGUAUGCUAUUGGAAGCGGAUCAACAUGUAGUAAAUUGUCUACAACCACAUCCGUAUCUCCCAAUGUUAGCCACUUCUGGCAUUGAUUAUGAUGUGAAAUUGUGGGCGCCAAUCAAUGAUGAGUCGAAUUUUGACGAGAAGUUUGCAGAAGAUUUGAAAAAGAGAAAUGCCGUUAUGUUGGAAGAAACCAAAGACACAAUAACUGUACCUGCGGUUUUUAUGAUCAGAAUGUUGGCAUGCCUUAAUCAAAUACGCAGAGGUCGAAGCCGCAACAGAAGACGGAACAGCGAAGUACGAAGUAACUAAACCUUGAACGAUAUUAUCAAUGCGUGUGUGUGUGUGCGUGUGCUAACUUAUAAUAUAAAUAAAACUUGUACAUCAGUUGGGAAAUUGUGACUACGAUAAUUCUUAAUCGAUCGAAUCAACCAUUGAAUGUUUUAUUUUGAUUGGCUUGAAAAGACAUGACAUAUAUAUAAAAUCUAAUUUUUUAAUGUCGAAUUUCAAUAUCGAUAUAUCGAUAAGAUAUCUGAUGUCGCUUUGCAAACAUCGCCAGAUAUUUGUACAUAAUUUAUAAUAAUGCACUAAAUUAGGAUAAACUUUUUUGCUGGUACACUCUAUUUUUAAAUACCGAAUUCUACAUUAUUUUUUUGCUAUCUUAUGUGCAAUAUCUUACAUGGAAUUUAUAGUGAAUUCAUAUUGUUUAAUGUGUUGAAAAAAAGAAUUUGCUGUACAGAAUUUUACUGUACUUUUAUAUUUAACAUUAUGAUUAUUGCAAUACGCGUUAAUCCCAAUGAGAGUGUUACUUAUUAAACAAUUUAUAUUAUUAUCAUCUCGUAUAUUUUACAAAGUGGUUGUUUCUAAUAAAAUAAGAAACGGUGCAAAAUUAAUAUGCUAAUCAAAGAUUAAAAAAAAAAACUUUUGUUCGCAUAUGCUCAUUUUAUCAUGUAUUAUUAUGAUGUAAGAAAAAUAGUAAUUUAAACAGAAGAACAAUACGACCUUAUGUUGAUAUUCUUGAGAUAGAAAGGAAAAAAUAGAUUCUCGUGCAAUUAGAAACUAUUAAGAUUUUAAGUUUUUAUAUAAUAUCUCAUAUAUAUAGACGUUAUCAUUUAUUUUAAUUAUAAUUUUAUGAAUGUUUAUUAUAUAUCGGAAAUAAAAUAUUAUUUCGUAAAAUUUUGUAGAAUUAUAUUUCAUGCUCAAGAAAAAGAAUACAUAGUAUUGGAUUGUAGCUCAAUGCUCAAGAAGGAUGUUUCUUUUUUUUUUACUGCUGGCACAAAUAUUUUGUAAAUCGCAUGGUCAACUUUUCAUUAUGUAAAUUAUUUACAAUUUAUUGAUGAAAUUUAAAGAAUAAUAAGAAAUGAAAUCGGCAAUACAAUUUAAUUCUAUAUAUAUUAGAAAAGGACAAUGCGAUUAACAUUAAAAGAACAUUAAAAAAAAUCUCUAUUAUAAGGCUAGCUGUAACAGGUGCCUUUAUAUCAGGUCUUUAAGUUAAAGCAAUAAUAAUAAUAGUAAUUGUAUUUAUUUGAGGUUUGAGGCAGAUUUAUGAGAAAUAUUGAGAAUACUAGAGAGUGACGAUUGAUAACCGUUACGCCGCACACAUCUCAUAGUAGUAGUAUUAUCUUUCGCUUGUGCAAUUUUAAUAUAGUCAUAUUGGUAAAGCAGUUAUUAGACGAACAUUUUCUUACACACGUAAGAGUUAACGACAUAUCUUUACAAUUAUGUAUUAUCAAGAAGAGUUUGUUUAUAUAAUAAAAGUAUAAACGAA